Molecule: messenger RNA, 1683 nt
Organism: Penicillium odoratum
Lineage: Eukaryota; Fungi; Ascomycota; Eurotiomycetes; Eurotiales; Aspergillaceae
Exons: 1
Coding region: 1-1683 (560 amino acids)
Biological process (GO): transcription by RNA polymerase II
Molecular function (GO): DNA binding; protein binding
Source: RefSeq, a predicted model, not a curated record
AUGUCCAUCACGGCCCUGCCAGUCGAAUUGAUGUCUAAGGUCUGUAGCCAUCUACAGCUCUCUGAGUGGCAAGAACUCAGAUUAUCAUGUCGCGCACUGUACAAAUCAUCACUCGCGGGAUUCACUGGUCGCUUUUUUAAAAGAAUUCACUUCAUCGUGACAAGCGAUAGCCUUGGGGAAUUGGAAGCCCUUGCCAAAACAGAUGGUAUCCGGGAACGAAUUCACGAGUUGUGGAUAAUCCCCUCCGUGUUUGAUGGCUCCCAUGCGGCAAGCGAAUAUGGUAUUUCCGAAUUUGCCGUGUCAUCGAAGAGUUGUCAGCCGGUAUCUGGCGACGAACUCAAGGCUCGUUUUUCAACAUACAAAGCCUUGGUUGCGGACAACUCAAGCCUUCUGGAGUCGGAGACUUUUAGCACGCGCCUACGCGGGUGCUUAGAAAACUUCGACAACCUUGACACGAUCGGACUUGCACAUUAUUCCACGAGCUUUUUGCUCGACCCACGACAAGAAAGAGUUCGAUUCCUUGGCUGGCGCCGCCUUAUCAAUCAAAUCGACUUCCGAUUCGGGAGGAAGAACCUUUGGCCGCUUCAUGGUAGCGGAAGCCCAAUGGGCAAGGUUAACUCUCUAGCUGCGUCGAGGCUCUUGCAGGCACUAAACGGGACAAACCGGAAGAUCAGGAAGUUACAGACUUGUAAUCCUGAUUACUGUGGUUGCAUUGGCCCAGAAAUACUUCUCACAGAAGAGCAAUUUCGCUCUGUUCAAUCCACUUUGGAUUAUCUAGAGGACCUCCAUGUUUGCACAGCUUUCAGAACCACAAAACCAGCUCAUAUUAUGGAUACACCGACUUGGGUCACUAUGCUUAUCUAUGUUGCUCCCCGCCUAGAAAGACUUACUAUCUCGCAAGACUAUUACUUUGGAGAGCUUGCUAGCAAAAUUCAUUUUAAUCGCCUCAAAGAGCUCCAUCUCCACAAGACUUGGAUUAAUUCCGAGGAUUUGAAAUCAUUUCUCAUGAAAGCCAAGGAAACUCUCACUGUUUUCACGCUUUUUGAGGUGAUCAUGGAAGGUAUCUCACCAUCAUUAUUGCCGGACUGUUCAUCACUUUGGUUUUCGCCAACCCCAGAAUGGCUUUUUCCCAAUUCAAUCCCGCCUUCUGCGACCUCAACCUCAACAGCCUACACUCCAACGUCCCCUACCUACACUCCGACGUCCCCUGCCUACACUCCAACGUCCUCUGCAUACACUCCAGCUUUGCCUGCCUACACUACAACGUCGCCCUACAAUCCGACCUCAACAGCUUUCACCCGAACCUCGAUAGCAUGCCCUUCAGGCUCAACUCCGUAUUAUGCCCAACCAGCUGGACAACCACUACCCGGACAACAUUACACUCCUUCUUCGCCCCCCUACAUCCCUCCUCCUGAUCAUGAGGAUAGUCUUUGGAAGUCUGUUUGGAACUUUUUCGGCGAAAACCUAUCGCUGCAGAGAUUCUCCAUGACGAAGGUCGCGGACCGUACCUGUCAGAUCUCUAUUCAAAGGACGGACGGCUUGAUUGAGCCUAGCGACAAUGCUAUUUUUGAUGCUGAAACUGCUGGAAUGUCGUUCCAUCAAUGGAUCGACCAAUUUACCCCGAUGCAUUUACGGUAUUCGCCUAGUCCUACAAGGUGGCCCUAUCACGAUCAAAGUAAGUAA